CCAGUGCCAUAUAUUGUUCAUUAUAAUGAAAAUAAUCGGUAUUGAUGAUACUCAAAAAUAAACUGAAGAUAUACAAUGUUGAUCUUUAUUACAAACCCCUGUGAUCCUAGUCGCUCAAUUUAUACGGUUCCAAGGCCAGGUGUUAUUGUCAACAUCUUAUAGAAACUCGUUGAAACAGUUGGCAUGAACAUUUGUUGAUAUUUUUGUGUUCUGAGUAUUCUUUUUUUUGCAGAAUUUUAUCUAUUUCUGCUUCUUCUACUGCCCAAAAAUGUUUGGGUUUCUAUUUAUCUGCAAUUUGCAAACAACUGGAAAGGAGACAACUUUGCGCAACAGAAUAGGAGGGUUGACAUUGGGACACUUGCUCCAGGAAGAUAUGAUGUUUUAUUUCCCUUGCUCACGCGGCUCAGGGAAAUAUGAUGUUUUACUUCCAGGCCAUGUGAUGCAUUUCAGCUAAUCACAGGCACUUUUAUAAACAUGAGGUAUAAUAAUUAAUAGAAAAACCGAAAUUGCAUUUCUUUUUUCUGCUAGUACAGAGUAUUAUGAAUAUUUACUAAUAGGGAUAUUAAUCACUACGGGGGUUGGAGACACAACUUCCCUAUAAGUGUAGCUCAAGGUGCCGAUCCUGAUGAAACUGCCAUGUAUCCUGAAAGAUACUGGAGGUCUCGCUCAAAAAUCCAGCUUGUUGCUGUUACCCAUAGUACAACAUUGCAGGACGUUCUACUUGAUGCCAGAAACAAACUUGGAAUUGAUGCCCAGGUUAUUUACACACCACAAGGAGCAAUCUUAGAUGAUGUCCUUCUGAUUAGAGAUGAGGAUGUGUUUUAUAUAUCUGCUGGAGAACCUUUCAGGAAACCAAGUUCAACAACAGCCUCUGAGCCUGCCACAGAUAUCACCAAAAAGUUUAUCAAAGGCCAUGAAAGGAAAAUGUCUUCUGGUACUACCUCUGCUUGUCAUUCGUCGGAAUGGGUGACACUCAAUGUGGGUGGAAAGAUAUUCACCACUACUCGAAGCACCUUGACACAGCAAGACUCUACAAGUAUGUUAGCACGGAUGUUUGGAGAUGAAAAAACUGUGACGUGGCAUAGCAGUGUAGAUGAAAGUGGGGCCUACCUGAUAGACCGAAGUCCUCGCUACUUUGAACCCAUACUUAACUACCUCCGUCAUGGACAAUUAGUCCUCGACAAAGAUAUCAACCCACAAGGAGUCUUAGAGGAGGCGCGGUUCUUUGGUUUGACCUCCCUGAUGGACUCUCUAGAAGAAAUUAUAGAGAAAAAUCAGGUGCCUGAUGACCGUACUCCCAUCACCCGGAGAGAACUGGUGCUUCGCCUGCUAUCAACACCCACCAACAAAGAGCUCCGAUGUCAGGGGAUGAACUUUACUGGUGCCAAUCUCUCAAAGCUUGAUCUGCGAUACAUUAAUUUUAAAUAUGCUAUCCUAAAGAAUGCAAAUCUUGCUGGUGCCAACCUAUCCUAUUGUAACUUUGAGAGAGCUGACCUGAACAAGACAAUACUGGAUUCCGCUAAUCUGUUGGGUGUUAAGAUGUUAUGUGCCAACCUUGAAGGAGCUUCCCUCCGAGGAUGUAACUUUGAGGAUCCUGCUGGCAGUCGAGCCAAUUUGGAAGGGGCAUUAAUGAAGAAUGUGAAUUUGGAAGGCAGUCAGCUGGCAGGAGUGAACUUAAGAGUGGCGACUCUAAAGAAUGCUAACCUUCAGAACUGUGAUCUGCGUGGAGCUGUGCUCGCAGGAGCCGAUCUCGAAAACUGUGAUCUGUCUGGCUGUGACUUACAGGAAGCUAAUCUACGAGGAGCUAACCUGAAGGGAGCUGCCUUUGAACUGAUGUUAAAUCCUCUCCACAUGGCACAAGCAGUUAGAUAGAAGUUCUUCACAGAUUCUGUCUAUAGCUGUCAAAACGAAAUCUGUCUCUAGCUGUAAGAAUCCAUAGAUUCUGUUUCAUCAGACUAAUAUUAGAUAUGUUUGAUUUGCUGUUGCUGGCAUGGGCUGAAAGAGAUACCCAUGGAUUCUGUCAUGGGCUGAUCGAGAUAUGUGUAAAUUCUGUCUACCGAUUUCAGAUAUCAAUACUGAUUCGGUCUCCUGAUUAUAUUAGAUAUCUACAUACAUCGUCAUGGGCUGAUUAGAGAUAUCCUUGGAUUUUGUCUCCUAAUAUCUGAUAUCUUUACAGAUUAUGACUCCUGAAGAUAUCAGAUAUCUACAGAUUAUGUAAUGGGCUGAUAGAUAUCCCUGGAUUCUGUAAUCUGAUAUCAGAUAUCUAUACAUAUUCCGUCUCCUGAAGAUAUCAGAUAUCUACAGAUUCUGUAAGGGGCUGAUAGAUAUAUCCAUGGAUUAUGUCUCCUGAUAUCAGAUAUCUAUACAUAUUCGGUCUCCUGAAGAUAUCAGAUAUCUACAGAUUCUGUCUCCUGAUAUCAGAUAUCAACAGAUUCUGUGAUACAGCCGAUACAUUAAGUACAGAUAUGUAUGAAUUCUGUCUGCAGCUCUCAGAUUAGUAAUGACUUCUGUCACUGGGUGUUAAAUGUAGCAUAUGAAUACUGGCUCGAUUGAAAUGUUGCAUGGCUCAUCAGAUAAAUUUUGACCUUGUAUUUCGAUUCAACAGAAAAUCUCAAAUAUGUUUUACAACCUUAUGUUUCAUACAUCUGUACUGGGAAUCAAAUACUCUUAUAAAACAAACCUACUUUACCGGAAAUUUUACUUUAGAGCUUUUUAUACAGAAAGCAUUGUGCUUAAUUAUGAUUGUGCUAAUUAUAUCCUGCUUAUAUAUACACAGUAUAUAUAUUGGUUUUUAAGUCAAGUAUUCUAGUUACACUAAUUUAUUAUAAUAAAAAAUUGCACUUUUUCAUUUAUAUUUGGUUAUGUUCUCAAAUUUGAGUUUUCCAAAAUAAGUGUUUUUGUAGUAUUCAGAUAUACCAUAAUGCAACUUAAAAAAAUUAGUAAGUCCACUUUAGCAAAAAUAUACAUAUGUUGUAUGUGAAUUUGUGAACAUUCCGUUCAAUUCUUGAAAUAACAGUAUAACUCCAAGUUAAAUUCAUCCUUCAUAAUUACAUAUUAAAUAUUUUAAUCUUUGUAAUAAAAACUUUUUGCCUAUCAAGAUAAUAGUUUUCGGUACUUUAAGCUGGAUGUACAAUCAAUGUAUAUUAAAGAGGUUUGAUAAUUAGUUGUCUUGUUGACGACUGUUCACUGGUAAUGUGUGAAAGAAAAAAAAUGUGUCUAUAUAUACAAACUGUGCUAGUCAAGAAAAUAUGUAUGUGUGUUUGUCAAAGACAUUUAAAUUCAUGAUGCAGUGCUUUUUAACAUGAAGUAUAAAUGUGUGGAUCAUUCUUCAAACUCUCCAAGCAUCCAAGCAUGCAUGUACAUGUACUGUAGGCUCAAGUUCCGAGGCCUGUAUGAUUGUAAUCAUUUAUGGAUUAUUUAUUUAUUUGUGUAUGAAUUCUAAUUUUGUUCUUUUUUAUCUACAUACCUGUAAAUUACCUCAUUGAACACUCAAUGAAGAAAUGCAAGCUCUCAAAACUCAUUUUCAAGAAAAAAGUGCUUCUGUUCUGAUUUCAGUAAUUAGAUUAAUUAUUAUGAUCUAUUUUACUGAAUAUUUUUAGUGAAGUAUGUGAUCAUUGAUGUAUACAAUGUAUACUUAUCAAAUUAUUUUCUUGGAAGAUUUUGUAAUGUGACAUUAUUGGAAUCGAAAUUAAAUAAUAAUAACAUUUUGGUUGAAGAAGGAAUGCACCUCCUAAACCUGUAAACAAGACAGCUACUGAACAUAUAAUACCUUGUUGUUCUACAGCGUGUUACAAUCUACAACAUGUUACCGAAAUUUUCUGUGUACUACCCACUCCAAGGGACUAUAUAAGUCUGUGGAAAGCAAAAUGUAGCAUUUUUCAGGAUUUAGUAUGAAUAUUUUGAAAAUUAGCCCACACAGUAGAUUGCUUGUGGUUAGUACGCUGAAUCAACUCCUAUAAAACCAGCAAUUCAUAUAUUUUGGUAGACAUUCAUGAUGUCCAUUGUUAUUUACAUUAAUUUGAUGGUUAACAUGAACAUUUUACACAGAUUAUGGUAUGUCCGUCAUCUGAAUAUGAAUUGAAGAGAUUAAAAAUCUGAAGAAACAAUUAACAUGCACUUUGAUAGAAAAUGUAGAUAGAUAGCCAGCAAAAGGCAUCUCAGAUGUAAAAUGAUCGUAUAGCCUUUAAGGUGUAUGCAGGAAAUUACAGUAUACAGCUGGAGUCAAUGUGUUUUUAUAGAUGUGGUUGAGGACCAGCCCUCUCUUUGGCCAGAUUUGUUUCAGCCAACAGUUUCAUAGUUUGUCAUUUCCUCAUUAUCAAAUCAAUCCAUUUAUACUUGUCUAGGUAAUUAUUAAUGUAUACCAUUUGAUCUAUUAGAAAUAUAUAAUUCUAUUUUCUCUAUCUAGAUUUGCCUCUUAUUGUAUUUAUCAAUAUUCAAGUUAUCACAGUCCAGAUGUAAUAAAAGUACAAAGGGCCAUAACUCUGUAUGUUACAGUUGAAUCGGCCUUCAUGUCAAACUAGUCGAGAUCUUAUUGAUAUAAGGCUGCAUGCCAAGUUUCAUGAAAACUUGUUUAUAUUUACUCGAGGUAUCAAGUUCACAAGUUCCAAUGGCAAAAAAAAAUAAAAUCUAAGGGCUUUAACCCUGUAAGGUACAAUUGAAUCGGCCCCUCUUAAGAUCUUACAAGUCCCCUACCUAUGAAACCAGGCAUUAUAGGUUUCCUCUCCAUCCGUCUUCAACAGAUGUAUAAAAAAUGUCAAUGUUUGUAAGCACUUUGGCAGCUUCAUUCCUUUUUGGAUAACAUAUCUUUAUUUCAUCGCCUGAAAUCAACCAAUCCCUGACUUUUAGUCAAAUUUAAUGUGUUUGGACCUUGGGCUGAUUAUUACAGGAUAUAGAUACAGUAUUUGUAUUUCUCUAACUUUAAGUAUGCAGUGUACAGUAUGCAAGUUUUUUGUGAAAUAUGAAAAGAAUUGUGCAAACUUUUUGUUAUCGAGAGGCAAAAAAAUAAACCUUAUAUAUUUGACUAGUAGCUCUAGCACUGAUUGACUCCUUCAUCUUCUAGUCUAUAUAUAUAUCCUUUUUACCAAAUGAUAUUUAUUUGAAGACACAUUUUUUUACCAUGCUCAACCUUUUGUGUUAUAUAAAGCAACGUGUAUCACUUGCAUUUAACUUUUUUUGACUAUUGUUGUGGUAACCGUCAGAUGUUGCAUUUAGAAAUUGUUCACGAUUAUUUAUUGCGACAUAUGUUUAAUCAAGGGAUAUAUAACAGUUGUGUUUUUAUUCCUUUUUCUUGUCUAAACAAGGGGUAUUUACACAGCGUUAUUACUUUAUCAAAUUUUAAGUCUCUAUGAAUUAACCAUUGGGAGAACAAUAAAAUUUUCAAAAA
Molecule: messenger RNA, 5383 nt
Organism: Pecten maximus
Lineage: Eukaryota; Metazoa; Mollusca; Bivalvia; Pectinida; Pectinidae
Product: BTB/POZ domain-containing protein KCTD9-like
Exons: 12
Coding region: 637-1872 (411 amino acids)
Biological process (GO): protein homooligomerization; intracellular signal transduction
Molecular function (GO): protein binding
Source: RefSeq, a predicted model, not a curated record